CACCCGACCAUACAAAAAGAAGAACUCUGUCCCCUUCUCGUCGUUCUGAAAGACUGUGAACCCUGGAGUCCUAAAUCAUCACACAGGAAGCUGAGGACUUCCUGUUCAAUCAGGACGUUGAGCCUUGAGUUCGUCAAAAUUCGAAAAGCUCCAGAAACAAAGACUUCGUGCACAAAACCCCUGAGACCGGAGGCCCGCCGCCCUCUGACGGCAAAGAAAACGGAGCCUAGCUCCAGGAUGACAGAGGCCAGCACGGCGAUCACAGUCCCUACAGAGAACUUUGACGUGACGACAGAAUAUGACUAUGAGGGCAUCACCCCGUGCCAGAAGGGGGAGGAGAGGGCCUUCGGGGCCCAGCUGCUGCCCCCCUUGUACUCGCUGGUGUUCGUCGUCGGCCUGGUGGGCAACAUCCUGGUGCUCUUGGUCCUUUUGCAGUACAAGAGGCUCAAGAGUAUGACCAGCAUCUACCUCCUCAACCUGGCCAUCUCUGACCUGCUUUUCCUCUUCACGCUGCCCUUCUGGAUUGACUACAAGCUGAAGGAUGACUGGAUUUUCAGCGACGGCACCUGCAAGCUGCUCUCGGGGCUUUAUUACAUAGGCCUGUACAGCGAGAUCUUUUUCAUCAUCCUGCUGACGGUGGACAGGUACCUGGCCAUCGUCCACGCCGUGUUCGCCCUGCAGGUUCGCACCGUCCCCUUUGGCGUCCUCAGCAGCGCCGUGGCCUGGGGCCUGGCCGUCUCGGCCUCCAUCCCGGGCUUCUACUUCUCCAAGACCCAGCGGGAGUUCUCCCACAUCACCUGCAGCCUCCACUUCCCUCACGAAAACCUAAAAGCCUGGAAACGGUUCCAGGCUCUGAAGCUGAACACGCUGGGGCUGGUGUUGCCUCUGCUGGUCAUGAUCGUCUGCUACACCGAGAUCGUAAGGAUUCUGCUCAGGCGACCCAACGAGAAGAAGGCCAAAGCCGUCCGCCUGAUUUUCGUCAUCAUGAUCGUCUUCUUUCUCUUCUGGACCCCUUACAACCUGGCCAUGCUGGUCUCUGCUUUCCAAGACACCCUUUUCACCGACGAGUGUCGGCAGAGCAAACAGCUGGACGUGGCCAUGCAGGUGACGGAGGUGAUCGCCUACACGCACUGCUGCGUCAACCCCGUCAUCUACGCCUUCGUGGGAGAGAGGUUCCGCAGGUACCUGCGCCAGCUGUUCCACGGGGUCCUGGCCACGCGCCUGGCCAAAUGGCUCCCCUUCCUCUCCGCGGAGAGGCUGGAGAGGACCAGCUCGAUGUCGCCCUCCACGGCGGAGCAAGAACUCUCUGCGGGGUUCUGACUCGGGCCCCUGGGGGCCGAUGCGGGACCCAGCCGGGGUGACCUGCCAGGCGCGCCGACCCGAGCCGAGGCAGGUUGGGGCUCGUGGCCAGAUCCGGACACGUGACCAGCACGGAAUGUGCAGCCACGUGGGGGUGAGCGAGUUGAAAGGCGGUGCGGGCUGAGUUCCCUCCGGGCCAUGAACCUUCUCCAAGAACUUCUCCCUGGUGGGAAGGAGACGAAUGAGCCAAACGGGACAUUCCAGAAGACCGGGACCGAGUUUACCUGUGAAGGCCUUGGGCCCAGACAGGAUUUCAGAUUCGUGAGCAUUAGCAUUUGUAAACAGAGCCCCUUGACCCCAGGCAGCCCCUGCCCCUGCUCCCACCACCAGUGAACUUGGAAGCAGUGAUUUCCGCAGCUGACUUCGCUCCGAGUGGAGAGCCAAUCAGCAGCCAGCAGCCCCUCUCCACCUUCCCCUCCCCUCCCCUCCCCUCCCCUUCCCUCCCCUCCUGACCGCUGCAGGGCUUAGGUGCUUGGAAACCCUGAGGAACAGAGAACUCAGGGUGGGACAGCCAGAGCCCUGGCGGGGAAAUAGGAUUGGGGAACUGCUGUUGGCAGUAGAACUGAGAUCUCUGCCCCUCCCCUGCUCAGGCUUUGUCUCUCAAAAAUACUAAAUAAAAAAAAAAAUUUUUUUAAACAGCUUAAAAACACAAAGGGAAAAAGGAAAUACCAAAACCACCCAUAAUCUCACCACCCAAAGACAACUACUGUGCAUUCUUCGAUGUAUUUUCUCUUAGUUUGCUUUUUUUUUCCCCGUAUGUAUUUACGAUGGUGACAAAGGUGAACUUCAGCUGUUUUCCUGUCGUUGUUGUUGUUUCCCAGGUGAAUAGAUCAGUUUAAAGCAUUGUUUCUGACGGCUGCACUGAACCCCACAGCAGGGAUACACCCAAUUUACUCCACGCGUUUCCCCAGAUUUGCUUGCCGGAAUCAGUUCAAUCCGGGCAGUGGUGACUGAGGACGUGCUUUUUUCAAAGCGAGUUCUCUGAGCUCUGGGAGGCACACAGGCACAGGGGGUGCCCUGGGGCCCGUGGUGCUUGGGCAGCAAAGGGGAGGAAGGCAUCCACCAGUCAGAAAACAUCCUAAGGUGGGGGGGGGGGCGGAGGACGGUAGUGGGGAGCGCCUGGGUGGCUCAGUCAGCUAA
Messenger RNA from Leopardus geoffroyi (Geoffroy's cat), 2499 nucleotides. Its product is annotated as C-C chemokine receptor type 1-like. Bases 238 to 1320 code for a protein of 360 amino acids. Gene Ontology annotation, molecular function: chemokine (C-C motif) ligand 5 binding; C-C chemokine receptor activity; chemokine (C-C motif) ligand 7 binding. Gene Ontology annotation, cellular component: membrane; cytoplasm. The record is from RefSeq and is a predicted model, not a curated record. The transcript is spliced from 2 exons. Gene Ontology annotation, biological process: G protein-coupled receptor signaling pathway; inflammatory response; immune response. Lineage: Eukaryota; Metazoa; Chordata; Mammalia; Carnivora; Felidae.